Oreochromis niloticus (Nile tilapia) is the source of this 4443-nucleotide messenger RNA. RefSeq names its product family with sequence similarity 81 member B (gene fam81b). The record is from RefSeq and is a predicted model, not a curated record. The coding region runs from base 2698 to 3501 and encodes 267 amino acids. Lineage: Eukaryota; Metazoa; Chordata; Actinopteri; Cichliformes; Cichlidae. The transcript is spliced from 8 exons.
UCAGUGCUGUGCGAUGAAUUUGGGGAUGGUUAAGAGAUUCAAGUUCUCUUUGCUUGAUAUUUCUGUCAUCUCCCAAAAUGAACCAUUUUCAUUUACAGCUAGCAGGACGGUGAAAUGCGCUCAACGUCUCUUUAAGUAAACCGUGGUGUAAGCCAAACUGUCCCUUUCAGCUCCCAGGCUUUUCUAUAGGGCUUCUGUGGAAAACUGAUGAGUCUGCUCUGAGAAGGCCUUUCCUCUUAAUGACCCUGAUCCCGUUGAUAAGAGACUAAUCCACUGUGUGUGUGUGUGUGACAGUGAGGGGGAGAGACACAUAGACAUUUAAAAACCAUGAAAUAUUUUAUUUCAUGAGUAUAACUACAUGUAAUUCAGAGCCACUACCACACUUAAAACACAGUGUAUCCUGUGAUUAAACGAAGCAGAGAUCCAAGCCGCCUGUUCACCUGAAUCAAAAUACUUAGGGUUAGGUCAAGCCUUUAAAUUUAGUCUGUUUGCUAUCAUUGAGUAUGCCUUGUACAAAUAAUCACAUGUUGUGUUUCACAGUCUCAGUCUAGAACCUGACCUAUCUGGUACAAGCGGUUCCUCGUUGUUGGUAGCCUCAAAAAUUUAAGGUUUAGUGCUUCACCGAAGAAGCCACACAGGAUUGAGCUUGCUUUUUUAUUUAAUUUGAAGUGCUUUCAAUAAAAAAACAUGUCUGCCACCCUUGUUCCCACAGGAACAAGCAAAUCCAAGCGGUCCAUGGGGGAGUCUGUCUUACUUUUAUCAGUGCAAUACGGGGAUUCAGUGACUCUGGAUUUUAAUUAAAUUACAGAGCAUUUGUAUUUGUACAGUCAUUGCCCACCCUAAGCUUUAUUUAAAGCUCUCCACGAUAAGCAUUUUCUGGCUUGUAGGACUAAUUAAGAGGAGCUUUAAUGAUGCACUUUCGUGGUCCAGCGCAAAAGAGCCUGGAUUAAACUGUAUUUUAAACUAUUAGCAUAAUACAGUAAGGCAAACUUCAGGGAACUGGAGUGUCAAAUGCAAUAUUUGAAGGCAAUACAAACUAUCAAAGUUGUGAUGAAAAAUAACAGCAAAAAAUUGAAAAAGGUAUUAGGUUAUCUCAGUAACGGCUUUUUAAAAAGCUGGUGUUUUGAGGUAUGUUGUCACGAGAACUGCUGCUAAGAAGGCUGACCAGUUUCUCAGCAACAUUUCUACGAAUUACAACUAUGUUCACGCUUUCUGGUCAUCAAAUAUUUUGCAGAGUUAAACUGCCUCGCCACAUAGACAAUGCAUUUUUUUUGCAAGACUGUUCACACUGGCAGGCAGGCACACCCCCAUGAAAGGAGACCACAGUUACCAAGUGACAACACAAACACAUAAUCUCUAAAGCUGGCUGAAGAACAGCACAGACCUGUGAGUAUUCUUAUAUGACAAAUAAAAAAUUAGCAACAUUUGUUUAACGUCUUUAUCAAAAUGAUCAAAAUGUCUCGCGAUGCUCCCAGUGAAAGAUAAAAUAUAUAAUAUGCUUAUUUUAACAAAAAGAAUUGAUAAGGAGGAUAUUUGAGUGGAAACUAUCACACUAAUAUAUUUAAUACAUGUCUCUUUGUAGAGAAUAAGGAUGUCUCAUCAUCAGUCUGACACACAGAGUCACACAAGGUAACCUUUCUCAUUCGCAUAUCUGUAUUCAGUGCAUACAUUCAGUAUGUUGCAGUCAUUUACUUUUCACUUUCAAUUUGUGUGGGUUACUAAUUCAGUUUAAAUUCCGAUCUGCGCUUAAGAGGUGAACAAGAUGUGCGUCGACCGCUCGCUGAUGGGAUUGAAUUAAGGUUGUGAACCUUUCUAACACCGCUGUGAAUCAAACUGAUAAAAUUAAUGCUUAAUCCUCAACAGCCUCAGACAGGUCCAACACAGCAUGCACAGGGACAUGAAGACAGAACCCAAGGGCAUGAAAACCAGUGUACAACAUUUCAAUCCAUCUUCAUUCUCUCUCUUGGUAGAUGAACUCUUUGUAGAAUUGCACUUUAAAAUGACUUUUUUCUUCUUCAACAUGACUUUACAAUAUUUACAACACAUGUUUUUGCAUCUUCUAAAUAAUAAAAACCCUAAUAAAGAACUUCUAAAACAUUAUAAGCUUGUUAUUUUUUGUUUACUUCCUGAUUAAGGCCAGAUGUCUUGGAAGGUCGUUUGAGGAGUCAGGAUAGGCCGCUAGCUGUGCUGCUAGAGCAAGCUCUCAGAAUCAAAGAGGAGGUGACAGCUGGUCUGCAGUCCAGCCAUGGCUCUGUCCAAAUUGAGGCAGUGUCCCGCAAGCUGUUGGAGAAUCACAUACUCACCAUUACGCGUAUUGUUAAACAACUCAGCAUGGGCAUACAGCACACCCACGCCGACUCAUGCCCACAAACUCCCAGCUGAUUUGAUUGCACCUGAUAGAAUGGUGCAGCGCUCAAAUAAAGCCUACUUGACUUCUCGCCAUCAUCAGCUCAUGCACAUUUUGUCUGUAUAAGCAUAAAGUGAUAAUGUGCACAGUAUGUGGUUAACUCAAUACUCUUAAGUUAUGCAUUUAAAUUCUAACAGCUAUUCCCCUGACAGUCAAGCAGAAGAACUGCAAAAGAGUACACGGAUCUUUGUCUCGCGGAACAAGUGUGAGGGUGUUUGGAGUCAUCUUUCACUGAGCAGAACAUCAAACCACUCUCUGAGAGCUGCCUUACAGAAGAAUUAGAGAAAGAGAUGGCCCAGCGGGACUCUGUUACCUCUGGAAUGGCGCACGCUGUUCAAAACAUGGACCAGAAAAACACAGCUGGCGUCGGAGACUUGAGAGGAAGAGUAGCCAGGUGUGAUUCCAGCAUUGCCAAGCUCAGCGCUGACGUGAGCUUCAGAGAGCAGCAGGUGAUCAGACUGCAGAGGGAGGUUCGAGAGCUCAGGGAAGCUGUGAAUGGACAGCUCAAAGAGCUGGAGGACAAGAUUCAUGUUGAGCUUAGUAGACUGGAGGCCUUACUGACAAAGUCUUCUAAGGACCUAAAACACUCGAUGUCUGAUCUGCUUGGACAAGUUAAGCUACUAGAAGACAAGAUGACAGGAGAGCUUGACGAGGGCAAGGAGCAAACAGCAAAGCUGAGGACCUGGACAGAACAACAGCUCAAGAGCUCUCUCCAGUCACAUGCCAAGGACAACCAGGAGCUGGUUUCACUAUUACAAGACAAAAUGUUAGGGGCGGAGUCUAGAUUGGCUGACCGCCUGCUUGCCCUGGAGGCACGUGUGGAGAAGUUUGACAUCCAGCAGAACCAGGCUGACCGCAGUCGGCAUGAUCAGCUGAAACGCUCAGAAGACAAACUUAGCAGAAGAAUAACCUUAGUGGAGAACAACCUUCAUCAGGAGCUGCAGCUGCUCAAACAGCAGUACCACAAAGGGUUCCAGUCUGUGCAUGAUGCAAUUGAAUCACUGAGUCAGAUAUGUGACAUCAAAUCUCGCCUUGACAAGGAGAAGCUUGAGAAGGAUAUCAGCUACAUCCGCAGCAAGGUGACGGAGUGCUAGUGACAUACGCUAAAGAGGAACUUGUUUUUUCUUGUCACACCUAUCCUGAAGCAAAAGCUUGGAUCAAAGGCUUGGAAGUAAAACCCUCUGGGUGUUACUACAUCCAUCUUUAAAAACAAAAAAAACACUGCUGUUUUAACUGUAUUUAAUCUACCUGCGCUUUAAAAACCAGGUAAAUGAUCCAGUAAGUACUGUAUAUUAGCAAAUCACCAAGAGCUGCUAUUCACAGUAAGAUACCUACCUUUUCACAACAUUUUGAACUUUGCAAUGUUUUGACUGUAAAGCCUUUAAAUACCAUUGUACUUAAAUGAUAUCACACUGAUAAACUUGUGUAUUUUGAAUAUUAUUUUAGUAUUAUCUAAUAAAGGAUGUAUUUUUUAAAUAUACAAAUACUUUCUUGUUUAUGUAAACAGAUGUCAGUGACUUUCAUCUUACAGACCUCCUCAACUGCAAGAGUAAUUCAGUUUAUCGUAUAGUUAUUCAGCUAGGAAAGUAAUACCACAGUCUUUUGGGAUGAUUGAUGUCGUGGGACAUAUACAAAAAACUGCCGAAACCCGGGAUCGAACCAGGGACCUUCAGAUCUUCAGUCUGACGCUCUCCCAACUGAGCUAUUUCGGCCACACAUGCGUUGAGAGGGAGGGGGACACAGGGGCAUGGGUGGGCCACGUGAUGCGUUUGGCUAGUUAUGAUGUUGUUCAUUGUGCUCUUACGUUACCCUGCAACACUCCUUUAUUAAUCUAUAAUGGUGUCACCUAACAGAUAUUAAAAUAAUGUUAAAAGCAACCAUGAUGACACAGUCCGUCCUGCCGGACAGUUACUUAUCGAUUUUUGCUAUUCGGCUCGGCCCAUAACCAGGAGUUCAUAUGAAUUGAUGAUGUUGCGUCAGUGAUCAGUCAGUGAAGCUCUCAAUCUUUCAGUGGUCUGAAAUCUGAAGGAUAAAAA